This is a messenger RNA of Anguilla anguilla (European eel), 6030 nucleotides long. Its product is annotated as kelch domain-containing protein 1-like. The record is from RefSeq and is a predicted model, not a curated record. The coding region runs from base 2012 to 3241 and encodes 409 amino acids. The transcript has 13 exons. NCBI's taxonomy places the organism in Eukaryota, Metazoa, Chordata, Actinopteri, Anguilliformes, Anguillidae. Gene Ontology annotation, molecular function: protein binding.
UACCUCUCUCUCCCUCAGUACACCAACACUACCUCUCUCCCUCAGUACACCAACACAACCUCUCUCUCCUGCAGUACAGAAACACAACCUCUCUCACCCCAAGCACAGCAACACAGCUUCUCUCUUCCUCGGUAUCACAAUGUCUCUCUCUCUCAGUAACACAACCUCCUAAAAUUUCACCUACUGCUAAUAAACGCAUGUGCCAAAGAUAGGUGACUUGCCACACAAAGUGCUGGCAGUGAGAAUUCAAACUCAAAGGUUCCUGUCGGGAGGUAGUGGCAGAAAUACCCCCACACCCAGGCCGCCUAAUUAAAUACGAGCACAGGUACAGAUGAGCCAGGUAAUCGUGGGCUGGGAUUGCCCUCAGGGGGAAACAGGGAAAGUGAAAAAGAGAGAAAGGGUAAGGGCCGUUGGGGGGUGCGGGUAUAACCGGAGGAACAGCGGGGGCAUUGUUGCAGUUGAAGGGCACGUUAUGCAAUGAGCGCAGGAAUUUUGAAUAUUUCAGAGCAGGACGGACUGUGAGCUGACACAUGUGACGGCAAAAUAAAGACCUGGAAAACACUGCCAGGAGGAGGGGGGCGUAUUUUAGAUAUAAUUAGACCUGCCUGAGAAAGGACUCCAGAGGAAGCCCGGUGGAAUGACAGGCGAGGCGCAGGCGGGGAGCCGGGAACAGUCCCACACGGAAUAAGGCCGAAGGUCACCUCAAACAAAAUAGGGUGCUCACUCGGCACCCAGUCAUAUCAGGUCAAUGUACGUUGCCUGAAGUCAGUGUAGCAGUAGAUUGACUGCGGUGUGUACAGGAAGAAUGGAAAACAAUAUACACUAAUUCAACACCCUGCGACUAUCAUAAAAGAGUAUGAUGCAUGAAAAUUCAAGAGUGCCAUCUCCAGAUGUACUAACAUUAAUUUUGAUUAAACUGCUGAUUGUUUCGAAUUAAAUGUUCACUUCCCACUAGCUUGUCACAAGAGAUGUCUAUUUUGGAAAAGUAAUCCAAAAACCCAUUCAGUAGGUCAAGAAAAUACAUGGAACUACUAAAACCUAACCACAAUACGUAGAAAUACGUGGAAAUACAUGGAAGAACAAUUAUCACUACAAUAUAUUCACGGAAUUAUCUUACAUCGGAAUCUUAGACAUUCCCGUUGACAAUUGCCUGUUCACACCGGUGUGACUGCGACAUCUAUUGGAGCAAUAGCAGCACUGCGCUAAUGAAAAAAAGAUUUACUUCAGUCUUUUGGAUAAUCAAAGGAACUCUUCAGAUAGAGGAUAAAUAGCCUUAAAACUUUUGCUGUGAAACUUACCAUUUCAUCCAGAUUUGAACAGCACUAUUAAACUACUAGAAGCGGUUGGUUGUUACAUGGCAAGCAGUAUUGAUCAAGUGACAGUUUGUUCAGUGUGUUAGAUUAUUAUAGUUCCUGUAUUUUCCAUAAUUGAUGUGUUAUGAGGAGCCAAUAGCAUGAGACCGCCUAAUAAUUUAGCCCUAGACUUCUGUGACGCAGGAUUCAGUUCUGUUUGCAAACAGGGAGACACGCAAUAUCUAUCUAUCUAUAUAUAUAUAUGUAUAAUGUGAUACUGUUUUUUAGGUGUAUCUUUCACAGUUAUCAUAUUUCAGGUUUUCCCAAAUGGCCUAGUACCCUGCUUUUAAUAUUCGGCAAUGGGUUUUUAUUACAGUGUUCUUGUUCAUUUCAAAAUUCGAGUUUAUUAUGCAGUUCAGAUCAAAUGAUAGUCUAAGUUCCAUUAGCCUACAUAUUGCGUAACAAUGAACAAUUGAAAGAUAUACAGAAGGCUAACUAUAGCUAUCAAGCCACGUGUGGCACUCUGUUGACAUUCCAUACUGAGGCCCGGGGUUGAACGUCCAGAAAAACACGUUUACACACAUUCUUUACAGCUUGCUUAAACACGUCGCGCAAGGCCACUGCCGUACGGAAUUUGCGUCUGCAUAUUUAUGUUCUGCCCACAGCGAACAUCGUCUAUUUCUGCCUUGGUUGAAAUUUCACCUCGCAGUUGUGUCUGAAUGAAUUCAACAACACUGUUGUCGGCUGGUGAACUUGGGAUGUCGUCGCCACGGGAGAGAAGCGACCACACAGCUUUUGUGGAUGAAGGCCUUCUAUACGUGUGGGGUGGACAUCACUCAGUCGCGGGUGAACAAGUUUUCUUACCGAGUGAUGAGAUAUGGGUAUAUGAAAUGAGCAGUGGUGUGUGGUCCAGUUACGCCAUGGGAGGGGAGGUUCCACCAACUCUGUCACAGACCUGUGGCUGUUGUCUCAAUGGGGUGAUGUACAUCUUUGGUGGCGGUUCUGAGAAUGGCCACACUAACCAGCUUUAUUGUGUUAACCUCCUGGAUGGAAUGUUCACCUGGAAGAAAGUGACGGACAGUGAGGGGUCUCCGCCCUCGCCCAGAGACAAGCAUUCGUGCUGGGUGUACGCAGACAGAAUUAUCUACUUUGGUGGAUACGGAUGCAAGCAGAUACGGGAAGUUAGCAACACCAGAAGUUUCAUCACUGAUGAAAUGUCCUGGGUGACAAUUGGGGCCACGGUAUUCAGGUUCUGGGGUUGGAACAAUGAAGUCCAUGUUUUUGACCUCAGAACGAACACUUGGAGUGAACCUCAAACGCACGGUGUUCCCCCAAAGCCCAGGGCAUCCCAUAGUAGUGCCACCCUGGGCAGGAUGGGGUAUGUGUGUGGGGGCGUGGAGGCCUCGUCGAUGGACAUUCACUGUCUGGAUCUGGAGACGUGGACAUGGACGGAAAUUGUGCCCGUGUCGGCGGUGCCCGUGGAGCGCUCGUGGCACACCCUGACGCCGUUAUCGGACAGCACCCUCUUCCUGUUCGGUGGGGUGAACAUGGCGGGAAAACCUCUGAGCGAUGGCUGGAUUUUUGACGUCCAGACAAAGGAGUGGAGAGAGAUGCAGCACCCACACAAAGACAAUCCAAGGUUGUGGCACUCCGCUUGCCUAGGGCAGGACUCUGAUGUCAUCGUGUUUGGGGGAAGUCGUGACUAUGCGCUGGUAAUGGACACCAUCUCUUUUCUUCAGUCACCAUCUCAGAAGCACUGCAGCGAUCUGCUGGUUUUCCAGGCCCAGCCUCUCUCCCUCCACAGGCUGUGUGAGGAUUGCAUUGGAAGAAACGCAAGGACUCUAGAAAAGCAACUGUCAUGCUUACCGAAAAAAAUUCAGGAAAACUUGAGGAAGAGGAUUUCCUUCUUUAAAAUGGCGAAAUCUCAGGGAACGUGCAGUUCUACAUAGUUGUUGAUGAAUAUAAGAAGUGUGUGUUUAUCCAUAAUUGUUUUGUGGUUAUUCAUGUGAUUGAAUGUGAUUAUGUCUUAUUUAAAGCUUUAAAAAUAUAUGACAGUAUAGGCCAAAUGUUUAAAUGUGACAUGUACACUGUGUUCAUUUUAUAUUUUCAUGUGUAUUCACGUAUUACAACCUCAGUGCCUAUCCACACAGUUCAUAGAUGUUUUCUCAAGUUAGAAUAUUUACCUUGAAGCACAAUAGGGAAGAUCUUAGAGAUACCUCAGACUUUUUCAAGCUGUAAGUUUCAUCUAACCCAUUGAAAAUCAGAACAUGCUCAGAAGCUUGAGACAACGGGUGCAAUACAAUGUGUGCUAUACAGUAGCUAUUACUUGCUGAAAAUGUUAUACUAUAUGCUUGUAUUCACAUGAUUCAGUUACUAUUUAUAAAAAGAUUACGGCUGUGUAAGCAAAUGUUUUACGUGCACGUCAUUCAGUUAUACCUCAUGCAAAAAACAUUCCCGUCUUGUAGGUUUGCAUGUCAACCCUAGGCUGGCUCACCUGAUUCUGCUAAGUAGCAGCUCAGUGAAAUCUCUUGCUGUUGAAUGAGGUGUGCCUUAUUAGGGUUGGAGUGAAAAUCUUCAGGAACAGGGUUUGGAACCACUGUUUUACAUUAAUAUGCACAAAAUCACUGCAUAAAUUCAUAUUUGAGCAGGAUUUGUAUGGAUCCACUAAGUGAUGAAAGCAACAAAAAAAAAAAAUCUAAAAAUCUGAUGACUAUCACAUGUUGAAACUGCCACAAUGCAAUGAUGGCUUAAAAUAUUAUUUGGCCAGUUACAAAGACUCAGGCCUUCUCUGUGAUUUAUACUGGAAUACUGACCUCCAGCUUCUCUACUGAACCUUAAAUUAGUUUUUAUACUGGAGUGCUGACCUCCAGCUUCUCUACUGAACCUUAAAUUAGUUUUUAUACUGGAGUACUGACCUCCAGCUUCUCUACUGAACCUUAAAUUUGUUUUUAUACUGGAGUACUGACCUCCAGCUUCUAUACUGAUCCUUAAAUUUGUUUUUAUACUGGAGUACUGACCUCCAGCUUCUAUACUGAUCCUUAAAAUAGUUUUUAUACUGGAGUACUGGCCUCCAGCUUCUCUACUGAACCUUAAAUCUGUUUUUAUACUGGAGUACUGACCUCCAGCUUCUAUACUGAUCCUUAAAUUUGUUUUUAUACUGGAGUACUGACCUCCAGCUUCUAUACUGAUCCUUAAAAUAGUUUUUAUACUGGAGUACUGGCCUCCAGCUUCUCUACUGAACCUUAAAUCUGUUUUUAUACUGGAGUACUGACCUCCAGCUUCUAUGCUGAACCUUAAAUUAGUUUUUAUACUGGAGUACUGACCUCCAGCUUCUCAACUGAGCCUUAAAUUUGUGAAAGAUUCGCCAAAACCCCAAUAAUUUGAAACAGGAACUCUUGAAUCGGUUGCAAUGCGACAUCAGUUCUACACUACACACUUAAAAGACAAUCUGUUCAUACAGCAGUUACACUUUUCAGAUAACCAAAGCUAUCCAUAUCCAGAUAAAAUGGUUAGAUAACUAGGUUAUGAUCUUAUAUAAUUAAAUGUUUAACACAAUUGGUUUUUUAAUUAGUAUAGAAAUCUGAUUAGAAACCAAGUACAUGUGACACAGAAUUUGUUUAAGAAGACUAGUGACUACUAUACAGUAAUAUCUACACAGGAAUUUCUCUCAGCGUAUUAUGUAUUGUAUUGUGUAAAGUACAUUUUUCUUAAGUAACCCACUAGGAUCAAUGUGAAAUGAGGAAAAUGGGAUUAAAAAAUUGUUUAAGGGAAAUUGUUUAUGUGGAUGUACGAGCACACACUAAUGGCUAUACCCCUUCAAAAUCUAAUGUAUUAAGGACUGGUACAGUAUGUCCAACCAAACAAUAUUCUCUAGGUUUUCUUGUAAAUAUAUCCAACCCAGGUGUCCCACAUAGGUGUGGUGGGAUCCAUCAAGAAUCUGUCACAACAGUCAGGAGCUUUUCUGCCAAGAUCACCAUAUGCAAUUGAAGCACCUAGCCAUUGAAGAUGAAUAUAUGCACUGGUUUGGUUUGCUUUAUUGGUGAAGGAUCUGUGUGAAAGAAAGUUGUGAUCAGUCCUAGGCAAAAGCGUAUUACAGAGGCUUUAAAUAAGAUCCCUGGGCACCUAUGGUACUUACAGAGUGAGGUAGCAGUUUGGCAGACCAGUGUAUAGCAUAUACCGUUGAGCUGGGAUUGUAACCAGAUUAAAGAACCACAAACCACACAAUUUAGAGGGAAUUAUUACUAAAAAUAGUUUCCAUGGUGUAAAAUCCCCAUUAUUACGCAUUUUGUGCUAAAAGAAAAGAAUGUAUGUGCUUAGAUAGUGCUGUGUAAUAUCUGCUGUUGUGCAAUAGUGACAUUUAUGAGCAUUUUGGAAAUGAAUGUGUAACAUGAACUCUGCAAUCUCUCUCAACUACAGAAUGCAAUAAUUAGCAUCUGCUCCGAUCCAUGACUGUAGUCAAAUACAUGGUCUUCUGCAUUUAGUGUAGACAGUACACGCUGUUUCCAAAAUCAGCACAGUUGCAUGUAAUUCAUACCUUCUCAGGGUCUAUACCAGUGGUUUUCAACCUUGGUACGGUGACUUACUGUGAAUGCUGGUUUUUGUCAAAGCCAAACUCAUUUAAGUUUGUUGACAAUGUGUUUAAGCUCUACCAUACUUGUGCGGUUAAACUUAUUUGAACACAAUGCAGGUUGUGGUUGUUGCCAUUUGCUAUCAGUAAACUGUAUUCAUUAAAAUAGAA